Mya arenaria is the source of this 617-nucleotide messenger RNA. RefSeq names its product lysozyme C-1-like. Bases 115 to 558 code for a protein of 147 amino acids. Lineage: Eukaryota; Metazoa; Mollusca; Bivalvia; Myida; Myidae. The record is from RefSeq and is a predicted model, not a curated record. The transcript is spliced from 5 exons.
UGUCACAUUGCCAUAAGCCUACGUGAGUUUACAAAAUGAAAUUGCGAAAUACUUACAUCUUUAUAAAGUGCAAACCUGCGAAGGGACGAGGAUAUAAUUGUUAUAAGCUGUAGGAUGAUGCAUUCGCUCGCGCUGUUGCUUCUUUGUCUGCCAUAUUUGGCGCAAGGCUACAUCUACACAAAGUGUGAACUUGCGAGGGAUCUGCUGGCCGAAAAUGUUGCUAAGUCGGAGUUGCACAAAUGGGUGUGUAUGGCCUGGUAUGAAUCAAGCUUCAACACGGCUGCUGUCAAUCAGAAUUCACCAAACUCGGUGGACCAUGGCCUAUUUCAGAUAAACAGCUAUUGGAACUGCGAUCCCCAAAAUGGCAAACCUGCAAAGAAUGGCUGUGGGCAUCCCUGCUCAGACUAUAAAAACACUGAUUUGACUGAUGACGUGGCUUGCAUAAAAAAACUCAAGAGAGAACACAAAGGAUGGGGUUUCUCGAUGAGUUACACCAACAAUUGCCAGAGUAAAACGAGUAGUUACAUAUCGGAAUGCGGCAUUCCAGGGUUAGGUUAAACAAUCAGCAUUUACUGUUUCAUGUUUGAUUGACUUUUCAAUAAAUAUAAAUUCAUUUC